This is a messenger RNA of Lytechinus pictus (painted urchin), 3457 nucleotides long. Its product is annotated as 26S proteasome non-ATPase regulatory subunit 11B-like. The record is from RefSeq and is a predicted model, not a curated record. The transcript has 11 exons. Gene Ontology annotation, cellular component: proteasome regulatory particle, lid subcomplex. Bases 391 to 1647 code for a protein of 418 amino acids. Lineage: Eukaryota; Metazoa; Echinodermata; Echinoidea; Temnopleuroida; Toxopneustidae. Gene Ontology annotation, molecular function: structural molecule activity. Gene Ontology annotation, biological process: ubiquitin-dependent protein catabolic process.
UUUCAAACUUGGAUCAUAAGUGCCUACCGUUUAACUUUAAUAGCCGUGCCUAAAUUUGAGAAGGUUAGCAGACUAGACGAGUAGUAAUGUCUACGUCUAUCUGCCAGUCUAAUAUACAGAUAAUUAAGCCAAAUUAAAUUACAAAAAUACACAUUUAUUACAUUAAAUUUAUUUUUUAAUAUUAAAAAAGAAUUGAAAGUAUUUUUCAACAACUAUUAGUAUAAUGGUGGUAUUUAAGAUAUUAUAAUAAAUUGUACUAUUUAAGAAUUUUCGUGAAUAGAACCUGUAAAUUUAUUAGAUUGGCAGCGCCGAGGGAAUUAAACAGUUGAAUCGUUUUCUUCAGCUAAAAUUCACCUGUGAUGACUUGUGAAUUUAUGUGCUGCAGCCAAAAUGGAAGGAGAGUAUGAAAAAGCAACAGCUCUAAUUUUGACAGAUACUAAUGCCGCCCUGGCAAUAUUUCACAGUAUUGUCAAGCAAGAUGUCGACGCAGAUAAUGAAGACGGUGUCAGGAUCAAAGAACAGAGUAUCAUGGAACUUGGCAAACUCUUAGCCAAGUCAAAACAGGCUGAUGAACUUGGUGGAUUGAUAAAGUUCACCCGUCCCUUCCUGGCGAUGGUAAGCAAGGCCAAGGCAGCUAAACUAGUAAGAGGCAUGGUGGACCUGUUCUUAGAUAUGAAUGCAGAUACAGGGAAAGAGAUUGAGCUUUGUCAAGAGUGUAUCGACUGGGCCACCAAUGAGAAGAGGGUGUUUCUACGUCAAGCUUUGGAAGCCAGAUUGAUAGCUCUUUAUCACGAUACCAAGAAAUAUACAGAUGCAUUGUCAGUGGGCUCCAGGUUACUGAAAGAACUGAAGAAGUUAGAUGACAAAGCUUUGCUCGUUGAAGUCCAGCUCCUAGAAAGUAAAGUGUACCAUGCUCUCAGCAAUCUUCCCAAAGCCAGGGCUGCAUUGACUUCAGCUAGGACAACAGCCAAUGCAAUCUACUGUCCACCUAAGCUUCAGGCAGCUCUAGAUAUGCAGUCAGGUGUUUUACAUGCUGCAGAUGAGAGAGAUUUCAAGACGGCUUUCUCCUAUUUCUACGAAGCUUUUGAGGGCUACGAUUCGGUGGACAACCCCAAGGCCAUCGAUGCCUUGAAGUACAUGUUACUCGCAAAGAUUAUGUUGAAUUGUGCUGAUGAUGUGCAGUCAAUAGUGAGCGGGAAGCUUGCUCUCCGUCAUGCGGGACCAAGUGUAGAAGCCUUGAAGAGCAUAGCAAAUGCCAGCAAGAAUAGAUCACUAUCAGAGUUUCAAACAACUCUUCAGAAGUAUCCCUCUGAGCUUCAAGAGGAUCCGAUCAUCAACGCCCAUCUAGCAUCGCUCUAUGAUAACCUCUUAGAGCAGAAUCUAUGCCGUAUCAUAGAACCAUUCUCCAGGGUACAAGUUUCCCACAUAGCAAGCAUCAUUAAGCUACCCUUGGAUCUUGUGGAGAGGAAGUUGUCACAAAUGAUUUUAGACAAGAAAUUUCAUGGUAUUCUUGACCAGGGUGAAGGUGUACUGAUUGUCUUUGAGGAACCUGUUAUUGACCAAACCUACGAGAUGGCUCUAGAAACUAUCACAAACAUGGGCAAAGUGGUAGAUGCCCUUUACCAGAAGACCAAGAAACUCUAUUAAGUUUUUUGUAUCCAUUUGGUCUACUUCCAGUUGGUCUAAUCCUCUAAUCGUCUAACACCAUGGCAGAGCCCCAAUUGGUGUACUUUCUCUUCAAUUGAAUUACCAUUCGUUCCAUCCGUCAUUAACUGUCAUUUAGUCUAAUGUCCGGAUGGCCAAAUUUCCACAUAGGCUAAUUAUCAUUGUGCACUUUAUCGAUUAAAAAUUUGAAUCAUAAACAGUUCGUUUAAUCGUAUAGACUAAAUGGUAUUAGACCUAGUGGAUUCGAGAGGAAAUGGGUUCAGCAUAACUGAAAAUAGAAGAACUGGUACAUGGGCUAGGAGGCAAUUAGACCGAAUGGUUAGUCGAUGAGCUGAGGAACUACGAUUAGACCUUGUGGGAUGAGAACAAAUGAUACAUAGACCAACUGGGUGUAGACCAAAGGACAAUUUACGUAUUAGAUUGUGUAGCACUAAGAAGGCAUCCGAAACCAUCGAUUCCAGGCUAUCUUUGCCCAGAUACAUUAACUACGUGGUAACUGAAACUUGAGUGGACUAUGUCUUCAAAAGUUUGAAUUUUAUGGGAAAUGUGGAUAUUCUGUCUCCCUGAUGUGACCCUUUUGACGAUCACACUUCCAACUAACUUAUCAAGUCAAAUCAGAAUAUUCCAUUGGUAAUAUUUAUCAUUUGAAGAUGUAAGCUGUUCAGAUUGCAGUUUGGAAUUUAUUUUAACAAGUAAACUCGUCAGAACCAUUUGAUCAUUGAUUGAGUUAUAUGGAAGAAUGAAUCACAAUGAACAACAAUUUUUUCUUUCCAAAAAAAUACAUAUGUUCAUGUAUUUCUGAUUUGUGGACAUAUAAUGUCCCAAGGCAAAUGUUUUCAAUAUAAUAGAUCACAGGCCCGUUGCAGAAAAGGUUGUAUGUAAACACAAUCAAGCGUAAGUCCCUAAUGCACACUUCAUUGGUUGAUAGUCAAGUUGCAUUUGAUUUUUGGAGUUGGGAUUGCUCACAAAUCUUCCUGCAACAGGCUACUGUAAUAACAGAUGUCUGCAGACCAAAUGUGUACCAUUUAUCGUUUGAGGUUGAUAUUUGAGAAAUCUGAGGUGUGUUGUAUUAUUCUGCAGUCAGCACCACAGCCAAAAGUCCAUUCACUUUCACUUUAUUUGCUGACCCCCAGACUUUGUAAAACAGCAUUGGAAAUACAUGUAAUGGAGAUACCUUUGGGAGCAAGCAAAUUCUGGGUCCCAUUGCAUUAGAAAGUUACUAUGAUAGCAACUCUUGUUAGAAUGUCAACUUUCAUUGGAAGAGCUAAUCUGGAAGCAGAAUUUUCACUGUUGUCAUGGUAGUUGACAUUCCAGCAAGAGUUGCUAUGAUGGCAACUUUUUAUGAAAUGGGUCCCAGGUGUACGAACAAGAAAUUCUCAUCAACAAAUAACUUUUCAAUGUAUUUGUAAUUAAUGCCAUGAUGUUCUUAACCCGUUGGAGACAGAAUUGGCAUAUUGAUGGAUGGGGCCUCAGGGAAACGCAUGUAAAACCAAUGUAAUCCAGUCCCCCAUGGGUGAAUUAUGGAUUGACAAUCUUCUACUCUGAGCAAAACACUGGACGAUUUCACUAUGCUUAGGUAGCCUAGAAUAAACUUAAACUAUUAACCAUGAAACAUUGUCUUCACUGUACAUAUAUGUAUAUGCAUUGAUAGGUUGAUACUUGUCUCCAAGUAUUCAGUGAUGAUUUCCUUUUGUAAUGUUUAUUUGUUUCUUUCCAUUUGAAACCAUGGAAAGUAAAAUGUAAAAUGUACAUGUAUUUCAGUAAUGAUUAAAAUCAGACUUUUACAAUGUCA